This is a messenger RNA of Dracunculus medinensis (Guinea worm), 228 nucleotides long. The record is from the annotation of a GenBank genome assembly. NCBI's taxonomy places the organism in Eukaryota, Metazoa, Nematoda, Chromadorea, Rhabditida, Dracunculidae.
AUGGUGAAUGAAUACCCAACUAAAGAAAUGUUUUCAAAGGUCAGCCAGUCAGCAACUUCCACAUUAAGAUAUACUAGCAGGAAAUGUGCUGGUUGGGUACCAGAAGCAAUUGUCCAACUGUCCGAAAAAGACAAAGAAAAUCAGGAAAGCCUGGCUAUCAGAUGCUUCGAAGAAACACAGCAGCAGCAGCAUGAGGCUGAAACCGUUACUGGAGUGAUAUGGCCUUGA